This is a messenger RNA of Pelagomonas calceolata, 2121 nucleotides long. The record is from the annotation of a GenBank genome assembly. Lineage: Eukaryota; Pelagophyceae; Pelagomonadales; Pelagomonadaceae.
CUCUUGCGAGAGAGGUGCAUGCAGCGCCUCCAGCGGCUCGAGCCUGCUCCCACGCCACAACCGGAGCCCCCGCGCCCGGACCGAUCGCCGGCUCCGAUCCCGUCAAAAACGCGGCACGCAGCCCGCCGCGCGCGCGGGCUGCCCUAGCCAUGGGCGCUGCCCCCAGCGCCAGCCAGGCCGCCGCCGACGCGGCCGUCAAGCGCGCCAUUGAGACGCACCAGGCCGCCUGCGCGAGCCCGCCGCGAAGGCUGCGGCAACGGUCGUCCUACGCGCCGGACACGGGUUCGCAGCUCUCGAUCGCGGGCCUCGCGCAGUCGUUUCGGCUGAGCCUCCCGGCGAAGGUGCCCCAGGCGGCCUCGCCGUCGCGAGUUGGGUUGGCGCCCCCUUCGUCGGUCUUCGGCGCCUCGGUCCUCGUUGAUGGAGAGGAGGAGCCGCAAUCGGUGCCCAAGCUCCGGGUGCCUCCACUCAAUUUCAACAGGGUCCCUCGCAAGGGUAGUCUGCGGCUCUCGCGCGGGUCUCGACGAAGUGGUGGUCAGCGGCUCCUAGAAUCGUAUGAGGACGAGGCGGACUGGAUUCAAGUGGACGAGAGCGACCACAACGAGAGCGAGGACGAGUCCGUGUCGUCGGCUAGAGCUUCACUGUUAAGAAGGGGCCGCUUUAGUAAUGGGUCCUUCAAGCGGAGCGUGGAGGUCACUACACAAGACGAGUCCUUCUAUUUCACGCGGUCUGGAGCCAUUCGGUUGGACGGCGUCGCGGACAAAAUACGGGAUUGCGGUUUAGAAAGCACACCAGAAGAGUCGGUCCCGGUGACUGAUAGAGUUGUGGUCUUGGAGAAACUAGGACAAGGAGCGGCUGGCAGAGUGCACAAAGCACUAGACCUCAAGAACUUGAGAUAUGUCGCGAUGAAGGCGAUACCAGUAGUACAGAGGGAUAAAAGACGGCAGAUGGUCCACGAGCUCAAAGCGCUCCAUGGGGCUUUAAGGGAUGACCAAUCUAGCGACAGGCAGCACGUCGUCCAGUUCUACGACGCGUUUGCCAACAUGUCUACUGCUACUGUAUCUCUCAUGGUGGAAUACAUGGACGGAGGGUCCCUGCAGCAGAUUUGCGAUAAUGGGGGGUUGAGCGAUGAACGAGUGUUGGCUUCUCUCUACAAGCAAGCGGCGAAGGGCCUGCGGUACCUCCACUCCACCAAGCACGUGCACCGCGACCUCAAGCCUGCGAACAUGCUCAUCAACCGCAAGGGCGUCCUGAAAUUGUCGGACUUUGGCGUCGUCCGUAAGUUGGAAGAGCGAGAUCAUGUUACCGAAGAAUCGACGCCGGAGAUGCUCGACCCUGGUGUGGCCAGGGUGUCGCUCGACGCGAAGACUUCUCGAUUAUGUCCGGCGCGGUCGUUCGUGGGCACCGUGACGUACAUGUCUCCUGAAAGAAUAGGUGGUCUCGAGUACUCGACGCCGGCGGACGUCUGGAGCUUGGGCUUGUCGUUUCUGAACGUCGCGCUCGGGAAGCUGCCGCUGGAGAAUGAUGACGGGUACUGGUCGCUCCUAAAGUCGAUACGCGACGAGCCGCCGCCCCAAUUGCCGGACCACUACUCGGAAAAGUUCCGAGCUUGCGUCGCGAGAUGUCUGGCGAAGGAUCCUGCGGAACGGCCGACGGCCGACGACGUGGUCAAAGACCCGUUCUGCGGCAUCGACGACGACGAGUCCGUCUGUUCGACGACGGAUUCCGUGAAGCGGAGGUUGCAUCGGAGGAGCGUCGGGGAGCUGGUGGCCACGCUCCAGGCCUCGGCGUGCCACUUGCGACAACUACACGAGCGCGGCGCGUCGUGCGGCGCGCCCUCCGACGCGUCCGCGGCCGACGCCGCGGCCUGGCUCGUGAACGAGGUGGCGCUCGAUACGCUCGCGGACCAAUUGGACUUGCCCCUUGACAAGGUCGAUACGGCCGUUGCGGCUUUUGUGGAUGCGUCCAAAAAUAAUGAAGACGCCGCGGCCGCGACCAAAGCUGCCAUGGACUGCGGCGACGACUCCGACGAUGAAUUAACUUAGCGAUUUAGGACCCUAGCGCCGAUGUCGUCGACGAUCCAGUCGAUCCCUUCCAACAGCCCCGUCCCGCUCUGGGCGCUAC